CAGUUGACCACCCUGGUUGAUCAGGGGUGUGGUUUUUUUCAUAUCCAUGAGCAACCUAUGUUUUGGAGAGUCAGUGUUGGUGCCUUCCGCGGGGCAAGAGGGCGAAGCGCCGCCGGCGAAGCCAGCCGCACACGCGCUGCUUUGCCGCCCCGAGACAAUCCGGGGCCUGCCGGUUUGAAGGAGCAGUAGGCGCUGGGCUCCCCGCUGCCCGCCCCCAGACUCGGGAGUGCCCCCCCGGCAAGAGGGAGGCCGCGGGCGGAGCCGGCCCGGACCCUUAGUUCUGCCGGAGCGUUGCAGGCCGGGCCCUGUUCUCCUGGGCUCCGCGCCUCGGCGCUGCUGUUGCCAUGGUCACGCUCCGGCAGCCAGGCCUGGCUCCCGCGCUCCGGUUCUAGCAGAGGGAGCCGGUCACCCCGCCAGCGCGCUCGGCCUGCGAUAUGAACAGGUGUGAUGUGGUCUGGGCCCCAGGGACUCCCAGGACGACAACCCCCAAGGUCUCUGGAAUGCUGGAAGUGAUUGGACCAGACGAUGGAUUUAUUCUGGAAGCCUGCUUGACAAUGUCAAGGCAGAACUGUUUAGAAAGGAUAGAUACCAUAGAGGACCAAAAGAAUGGACAAAAUGGCAGAUUACAUGUGUUUGGUCCAAAAGAAGAAGUGGUUAUUGAACCAAUUCAAACAAUGCCAUGGCAGCAUGGAUGUGGACCAGAAUCUACAAACAGAGUUUAUACGCCAACAAAACAAAUCUCAUUAUGUGCAGCUAAAUCAACUUUUGAAAAAUGGGAUUCUUCUGCAAAAAGUAUAAAAAAUAAAAAUUCAUCUAGGAUUCAAGAGACUAAUUUAAGAUCACCCCACUACAUACAAGAAACUACAGACGAUAAAGAGAAAAAUUCCAGAAAUGUAGAAAAGCCAGCAAAUAAUGAACUCAGCACUGAAUUUCAGACAAAUAGUAUUGAUGACCAUAAUAUUGAUGAGCAGCUGUCAGAAACAACAGAUGACGACGAAAGCAGCAGUGAAAAUGAAGAUAGAAAAAGAAAUGCACCAAUAGAGUUGCUGGGAGAGUUCCUGAAAGCAAUUAUGGAUCAAGACUACAGUCUCUCAAAGAAACUUUGUCAGAUGAUUCUAAUAUAUGAACCAGAAAAUACUGAGGCCAAGCAGUUUCUUCCACUUCUUGAAGAAAAGUUGCUGAUAGAGGCGUAUGAGAAUACAGAAGAACUUGGAGGAAAGGAGUUGCAGAGAUGGCUUUAACCUGUCAUCGUCCUACCCCAGUGCUAGUUCAGCUGUGCCAGCCCCCCAACAUUAGUUUGAGUGGCCUGAAGGCAACUCUAACUCAGACCAGAUGCUAGUGCUCCCCAGGGGCUAAUACAACAGCCUAAGACCGUCUGGGGUGUCCUUUAAAACCCAGAUGACCUCAAGCUGUUGUUGUGACAUACUGUACCCCAUAUCCCACAUAUUCACCACUGUUAUAUGAUUGUGUUAUGUUUUGUACAAAGUAUGCCUUAUGAGGUAUCAUUUGAAAAGUCUUGAUUUGGUGAACCUCAUUAUCCUCUUGAAAUGUAUGUGUCAUCAAUGUAUAUGAAAUUAUGACAUUUUGCUAUAUGUUUGUUACUGAAACAUGGUGAGUCUGGAAAACUCAGAGAGGACAAAGAAACGGAAAACUGAGGCCUUAUGUGCCAAUCUUCACAUAGACAAAAGGUGCAAGCAAAAAUUUGCAAUUCAUAAUGAAGGAUGAUCAGCCUCUUAUGUACACCAUGAGUGCUGCCUACACAUGACACAGCAUGGAUUUUCCAGUAUCUGGAGAAAAGUAUAAAUCAGGGACAGUGAUGUCACCACAGGGCCUGCCUCUUACCCCCAUCGCUAUACGAGGAAAACUAAGAGAUCUCCAUUGAAACUUUGGAAGGUGUUCCAGUUAGUAUACACUGCUGUUAAGUUUUGGAUGAGAGAAAUCAUCUUGAUUUUAGAAUUAUUAGCCUGGUAAAUUUAGAAUUUAGAUUGUGGUUUUGCUUUUUCCUUUUGCAACCAAUUCUAAUCUCUGUUCCAAUUCCACUUAAUCACUUAAAAUCUAUCUUUGUCUAGUUAAUAAACUUAUUUUGAUGUUUAAUCUAAACCAGUGAAUUUGUCUAAAGUGUUUGGGGGAUCUGUUCAGAUUACAGAGGCUGGGACAUGUCCACUACCUUUUGAACGAGCGGCAAAUUUUGAUCAAGAAGGUCUUGAGCAGUGUAAGAUGCACAUUUCUGGGGUGCCAGGCUGGGGGAAUUUGCUUAUAUCUCCCUAUAUACAGUUCAUGAAUGGCUUGUGAGAGCCUUCAUGCAACUUAGCAGGGUGCUCCUCUGCAUGCUGAUGGCUGAGUGAACAGAGCCUGGAUGCGUUUGCUGUUCACUAGUAUAGCAGUGUAGGAGACAGCCUAGAGGAGGCAGGAGAGUUAAGGGGGUAUAGGGUUUCCACUGUCUGGAUUGCACCUCGGGGCAUGUCACAGUUGUAUUAGCCCCUUGGGACCAAUGGCAUCUGGUGUGAGUUACAGUUGCCAUCAGGCCACUCAAACUAAUAUUAGCGGGCUGGCAGAAACACUCUUUUUGCCUGCUAUAACUGCUGUGCGGGCUGCAGGGAAAGAGAGUGGCAUAGGAGUUGCUAUACUGUCUCUACUCCUCUCAGGAUCCCCCUACAUUGGAGUGAUCCUGUUGUGGUCAGCUACACCAGUUUUAGCUACUUUGUGCCAAUAUUAUAGAAUCAUAGGACUGGAAGAGACCUUGAGAGGUCAUCUAGUCCAGUCCCCUGCACACAUGGCAGGACUAAGUAUUAUCUAGACCAUUCCUGACAGAUGUUUGUCUAACCUGCUCUUAAAAAUCUACAAGGAUGAAGAUUCCACGACCUCCCUAGCCAAUUUAUUCCACUGCUUAACCACCCUGACAGUUAGGAAGUUUUUCCUAAUGUCCAACCUAAACAGCCCUUGCUGCAAUUUAAGCCCAUUGCUUCUUGUCCUAUCCUCAGAGGUUAAGAAAAACAAUUUUUCUCCUUCCGCCUUAUAACAACCUUUUACAGACUUGAAAACUGUUAUGUCCCCUCUCAGUCUUCUCUACUCCAGACUAAACAAACCCUCAUAGGUCAUGUUUUCUAGACCUUUAAUCAUUUUUGUUGCUCUUCUCUGGACUCUCUUCAAUUUGUCCAUAUUCUUCCUGAAAUGUGGGGCCCAGAACUGGACACAAUACUUCCGUUGAGGCCUAAUCAGUGCAGAGUAGAGCAGAAGAAUUACUUCUCGUGUGUUGCUUACAACACUCCUGCUAAUACAUCCCAGAAUGAUGUUUGCUUUUUUUGCAACAGCGUUACACUGUUGACUCAUAUUUAGCUUGUGGUCCGCUAUGACCGCCAAAUCCCUUUCCGCAGUACUCCUUCCUAGGCAGUCAUUUUCCGUUUUGUACGUGUGCAACUGAUUGUUCCUUCCUAAGUGGAGUACUUUGCAUUUGUCCUUAUUGAAUUUCAUGCUGUUUACUUCAGACCAUUUCUCCAGUUUGUCCAGAUCAUUUUGAAUUUUAAACCUAUCCUCCAAAGCACUUGCAACACCUCCCAGCUUCAUAUCAUCCGCAAACUUUAUAAGUGUACUGUCUAUGCCAUUAUCUAAAUCAUUGAUGAAGAUUUUAAACAGAACCGGACCUGGGACCCCACUCCUUAUCCCCUUCCAGCAUGACUGUGAAUCACUGAUAACUACUCUCUGGGAAUGGUUUUCCAACCAGUUUUGCUCCCAUCUUAUAGUACCUCCAUCUAGGUUGCAUUUCCCUAGUUUGUUUCUGAGAAGGUCAUGCGAGACAAUAUCAAAAGCUUUAGUAAAGUCAAGAUAUACCGCAUCUACCAUUUCCCACCCUCCAUUCACAAGGCUUGUUACCCUGUCAAAGAAAGGUAUCAGGUUGGUUUGACACAAUUUGUUCUUGACAAAUGACUGUUACUCAUCACUUUAUUAUCUUCUAGAUGUUUGCAAAUUGAUUCCUUAAUUAUUUGUUCCAUUAUCAUUCCGGGUACAGAAAUUAAGCUGACUGGUCUGUAAUUUCCUGGGUUGUCCUUAUUUCCCUUUUUACAGAUUGGCACUAUAUUUGUCUUUUUCCAGUCUUCUGGAAUCUCUCCCGUUUUCCAUAUUGAGAGCAAAGUGAUCACAGCACACAGAUCUGGGCCAGCUUCACAACAUUAGCCCUGUAGCUUAUUAUCUCAAAAUGGAUAAUUGCCUUAAAUCAGUUUUUAAUUUAAGUAUUUUAUUGUAUUAUGAGAAUAUUCCUAUUUUAAAAAUACUCUUCUGUGGCUAAGAACCUAAAAUAUUAAUAGCAUGUGUUCAUUUUUUUCUUCACUUUUAAAUUGGUUUUGAAAUGGGAAAUUUCAGUCGAGUUCCAUGUUCCCAUAGUAGUACAGGUUGGAGACUCUUGUUUUCCUUGCAGACGAGAUCAAUUUCAGCAGUAUCAUUUUUAUGAUUUAACAUGCUCUUGCUCUUCCAAACUGGCUAUCAAUCCUGUAAAAACAAAUAUGAGUAGUUUUACUCACAUGAGAAGUCCCGUUCACCUUCAUGUUGUCGAAAAGCUGUGCUUAUUUUAUAAAAUAUUUUGGAAAAUGGGUGUUGACUAUAUAGACAAAAAAUUGGUGUAACUGACAAAAAUAGUCAUCCUAUCACUAUAUAUAUAUCCUAUCACUGUUGCUGAAAGUUUCCAAAACCUGCACCAUCUCAAACAAGAUACAUAUUUGGAAUAUUUGUGAAUAUAUGGACUGUUUACUAAAUUCUCAGGAAAAACACACACAUAAUUUUCUUCCUGUACUAGAAAAGGGAAAAUGUUUGUUUAGAUAUUUCUUUGAAAAUUAGACAGCACUAUCAAGCAAAACAAUUGUAUUAAUCCCUCUCUGUACAAAGCAAAAUGCAAUGACUGGUUUAGAAUACAAUUAUUUUCUUCAGAAAAAUACCCCAAAACACCAUGUACAACCUAUUUAUUUUGGAUAUAUAAUUUUGAGUUUAUUUGGAAUAUAAUAUCAAAUAUUAUGUAUUUAGCACAUGCCUGAAAUAGUCAAUUAUUUACUAACCGAAACUUAAGACUUACCUAAAAUGUAUAUCUUGUACCUGUAUGCCUUAGAAAGUACACAGAAUUUUGGUGAUGAAGAGGGUGAAGAAACAGAUGAAGGAAGCAGUGAGGACAGUGAAGAGGAUACUAGCAGUUCAGAUAGCAGUGAUGAUGAAGGAGAAGGAAGUUCUGAUGAUUCUGAUGAAAAUGUAUAGCAGUUUGUUAAUUCUUCUAUACUCCCUAUAGGUUGAUUAUUUUGAUUCUUCUGUACAGUCUCUUUUUAAACACCAUAUUAAAAUGCACUGUUUAAUCAUUAUAACUUUUCUCCCUCUUAAACUGCUGCACUCUUUUGCGUAUAGAUUGCCUCCACACUCACACGCAGCCCGCCAUACCAGUGGUUCUCAACCAAGGGUACAUGUACCCCAGGAGUACACAGGGGUCUUCCAGGGGGUACAGCAACUCAUCUAGAUACUUACCUAGUUUUACAACAGAUUACAUAAAAAGCACUAGCAAAGUCAGUGCAAAGUAAAAUUUCAUACAGACAAAAUGAGAAAGCAAGCAAUUUUUCAGUAAUAGCGUGCUGUGACACUCUGUAUUUUUAUGUGAUUUUUGUAAGCAAAUAGUUUUUAAGUGAGGUGAAACUUGCGGUUAUGCAGGACAAAUCAGACUCCUGAAAGGGGUACAGUAGUCUGGAAAGGUUGAGAGCCACUGCAUCAGACUAACUUUGUUCCAUAGCAUAUUUGAUGCUAUAGACAAAAUUGAUUUCCUUACACAUAACUCCUAAAAAGUUUUCCUGUUGGAGCAAUCAGCUAGAUGAAAAGCUAGGGUGCAUGUCAUCAGUUGAGCAAAGACAUGAUUUUUUAUUGAGAAAUUUUGUGCUUUCAAAAUUCAUUGACACCAGUUCAGCAGGGCAAUAAAAUCUUCCUAAAUGAUUGUGCAGAGCAAUUGAUUUCACACAAUGCUGGUAAGACUCUGAAUGGGGUAAAAAACCUCUUUACAAUUUAAAGAUAAAUAUACAGCUUCUUGGAAGAAAUCAAACAUACAGGUUUUCAAACAAAUAUUUUGUGUUACAAAAUGUUGUCAUUAAACCAUAUUUUUGGAAAUACCUGCUAAAAUUCUGUUCAUGCAACCUGUCUCCUCCCACCUCACUCCCCCACAAUUUACUUUAGAUAAUUACAAUAGCCCUGACAUAAGUGGGUGCAACUUCAGUGGAAGUUUCUUGGCCAGAUUUGGAGACAAAACUUACAUUACUGUUUAAGAUUUGUCAGGUAUAAAGGUAAUCAGAAAAUAUAUGUAAAUAAUAAAGUAGAGUAACUUGUACCAAUUUGGCAUUCAGCGGGUGUGCAAAGUGAGGAUAACGAACACAUUCAGGUGGCAUGGAAUGCAGCAGAAAAAGCAUUGGACAGCAUAGUGUGAAAAAAUGCAUUCAGGACUUGGAUUGAACGCUUAUGUUUUAUGUAGUCUAACCAUGAAAACCAUUCAUAUUUUUAAAUACUGCAUUCUGGUGUGCAGAAAAUGUGUCACAGUACACAUGUAACCAUCUUUUGUUUCAUGCACCAGUACACUUAAGUACAGUGUUGCUUUUUUACUACUAACAUUUCAGGACCCCUUGUUAAUGUCAGUAGAUGUCUGACACCAUGGUUCUUGUUGUAGCUCCUAAUUGUUACUUGCUUCCUCUUCAGUGUAACAAAUGUGUUGGUUAGUGAAAUUAUUAAAUAUAACAGAA
This is a messenger RNA of Chelonia mydas (Green sea turtle), 6746 nucleotides long. It is a transcript of the gene ERICH2, whose product is annotated as glutamate rich 2. The transcript has 13 exons. The record is from RefSeq and is a predicted model, not a curated record. Bases 435 to 1241 code for a protein of 268 amino acids. NCBI's taxonomy places the organism in Eukaryota, Metazoa, Chordata, Testudines, Cheloniidae.